Messenger RNA from Closterium sp. NIES-65, 2853 nucleotides. The record is from the annotation of a GenBank genome assembly. NCBI's taxonomy places the organism in Eukaryota, Viridiplantae, Streptophyta, Zygnematophyceae, Desmidiales, Closteriaceae.
AUGGGCAGAGGGUCAAACCACUGGAAUGCAUGCAAGGAGCUCAUGGCGAAAUGGCCCCACACCAAGCAUGUGCUGUGCGCCACGCACGUGCGCGACCUCCUCAUGGAGGACGUGGGGCAGAUGCCGUGGGUGAGGGGCAUUGUGGAGCGAGAAGUAUAUCUCAUCUGUUUCAUCCGCAACCACCACUUCACCCGCGGGUACCCGAGGAGUAGGGCGGUGCAGGGCGGGAAGGGGAAGCAGGGGCUGAAGCCGGCGGGCACCAGGUUUGGCACACUGUACAUACCCAACUCACAGCUGUGCGAGGUCCAGUUACCUGGCGAGACGUUUCCUAGAGGGGGGUACGUGGGUGUGCCGGAUGGAUACGCUGAGGCUUGGCCGCACGCCAAGAGCUGGCCCAAUGUCCCCCAGAAGAAAGGGAAGGCAAGGCGAGGGGAGCAGGGGUCUGGAGGGAUCGAGCGCUUCAUGACGACCAAGCUGUCUCAGGCGCACCUUCGGCAGGCGAUCGCCAAGCUGGUGGUCACCUGCGACCUUCCCUUCCGCAUUGUCGAGUCCGAGGCGUUUCGAGAGCUGUUGGUUAUCCUCAACACCAACUGCGCAAAGAAAAACUUCAUCCCAUUGCGCUGGACGGUGUUACGCGACACAGUGGUGUUUGCUGAGGCUGCCCUCCAGGCCGCCGUUGCAGAGCUGAUGGCGAAGGAGGGGGAGUUGGGAUGCAAGAUGUCAUUCACCAUUGACAUGUGGACGGCACCCAACGGCAAGGCAUGGCUUGUAGUGACGAGUCACUGGAUCGACAAGACCUUUCAGCUGCACACUGCCGUGCUAGAAUUCCGCGAGAUGCUUGGGCGUCAUACUGGCGAGGAGAUGGCGCAGGUGGUGGAGGAGAUGAUGGUGCAGUGGAGGUUGCAGGGGUGCUGUCUUGGUCUCGCGACCGACAACGCCUCUAGCAACAUUGCAGCAUUCAGGAGGGCCAAUUUUCGCUUGGGGAGCGUCUUCAAUGGGCAGGAAAUUGGGUGGGACGAUGCAAUCGCGACGAGGAGGCGUGAAGAGGUGCGGGAAUGGGAGUCUCAAGGACCUGGCCCAGUGACGGAGGAGCAAGGAACACGAGGAAAGGAGAAGGACCCGGAUUGGAGGCCGGCUCCGGGGGAGGCGGCCGGCACGAGUGGAGGAUCGGGUGAUGAGGGUUGGGGAGGGAGAGGAGGGGGCCAGGCUGGUGGCAGUGGCGCGCGUGGCAGCGGUGCAGCAACAAAGAGGCCACGCACGAGUGGGCCUGUGGGGUCGGGAGCUGGAGGGGCCGGGCCGGCGUCGAGUUCGCAGCCGCAGGGGGCAGCCGCGGGUGGUUCUGAGGGGUCGGGCGCAGCAGGGGCAGGUACCUCCGCCGCUGCGGCAGGUGGUGCACCUUUGGGUGGGUCUGCGGGGGCUGAAGCAAGCCAGAGAUCCGACAGGGCGGGCAGGACCCCUACCGACGAGGAGCUGGACCCAUGGACUGAGGAGGUGCUUAGGAAUGCAGAACCCGGGCUGGUUCGUGGCAUGUUCAGUGAGAAGGAUGUGAAAGAGGCUAGGAAUUGCAAGAUUUGCAAGAAGAAGAUUAGCUGGAAAGGUAGUUGCACGAGCACGGGGAAGAGACACCUCAAGAGGAGCCACUACCCCAGUCUGCAGAUCUGGUGUCGGCGUUUCAAGGAUCCAAACAAGCCAGACAACCUGACGUUUCCCGAUGGGGGAUGGGGUCCGGAUGUCCCCGACCAGACAGCGUGGCCUUGGGAGCAUGCAGCCACGUGGCCCAGGAUUGUACAGACACCAGACAGCGCAGUGACUGGCGGAUCCGAGGCUGAUGGGAGUAGGCAGAUGAGCAUGGCCGCAUUCGUCACGCCGCGUGUUCAUGGCCAGCAGUUGCGCGAGGGAUUGGUGCAGCUAUUUGCGGCAGCUGACCUUCCGUUUCGACUUGUUGAGUGUCGUGAGCUACUGGUGGGUGAUGGCCUGGCGGGAAGGAUGUCCCUCACCUUUGACAUCUGGACCGGUGAGAACAACGUGGCCUUCAUGGGGGUGACUGCCCACUAUGUCACCAGCGAUUUCCAGCUGAAACAGGCUGUUAUAGACUUCAGGGAGCUUAAGGGCUCUCAUACGGGGGACUUGAUAGCCGAUGAGCUGGAGGAGGUGUUGAGGGAGUGGGGCUUGGAGAAGAUGUUGUUCGCCGUGACGUGUGACAACGCCGAGAACAACAGCAGGGCGAUGCGUCUGCUCGCCGGGCACCCACCACUGCUCAGUCGCUGGAGGCACUUCAGGUACUAUGGGGCUGUCUCCGUAAGGGGUCCUCCGGGUUCUCGGCGACCAUCGGGUCCGUUGCGUUUGAUCGUGGACUGCCUGACGAGAUGGGGUUCUACACUCCACAUGGUGAACGGGGGCUUCGAGCUGCGCAUGCCCAUUGCCAUGUUUUUCGACGAUUCAGAUGUACGUAUGUACAACGCGCUGAUUGAUCUGCAGGAGAAGGCACAGCUCACUCCUGGCAUCUCCCCUCUGCGCUCAUCGCUGAUCACUGCUGCUCUGAGCAAGCUGGAGCGGCACAUGGGGGGUGUGAGCGAGGAGGCAGCGAUAGCCACUUUCUUGGACCCGCGCCAGAAGCUCGCACCCUUCAAGCACCGAGCCAGGGCAGCAGAGGGGAAUUCGAGAGGGGCGACACUGGAGCUAGGACCUGAUAGGGUGAAGGCCCUGGUCCGGGCGCGCCUUCCAGAGUACCAGGCAGCCAGCACCACGGCGCUGGGAGAUGGUGGGGAGGUAACUAGUGCGAGGGGUGCAGGGGUGCAUGCGUCGGCAGGGGGUGGGGCUGUGAAUGCAUCGGCAAAUGUCAGCAUCCAAUAA